Zingiber officinale is the source of this 1068-nucleotide messenger RNA. Its product is annotated as protein DCL homolog, chloroplastic-like. Lineage: Eukaryota; Viridiplantae; Streptophyta; Magnoliopsida; Zingiberales; Zingiberaceae. Gene Ontology annotation, biological process: chloroplast rRNA processing; chloroplast organization. Gene Ontology annotation, cellular component: chloroplast. The record is from RefSeq and is a predicted model, not a curated record. The coding region runs from base 128 to 805 and encodes 225 amino acids. The transcript is spliced from 4 exons.
UUUAUCCAUCCGCCUGAAGAAGAACGACAGAAGCGAAGUCGAGGAUUCACAGCUGCUCACCCAACUCGUCUCCGCCGUCGUCGAACUAUGACGUAAAUUAGCGAAGACGAAGGAGUAAAUCGCAUCCAUGGCCUCCCUUUCCGCUUCAUCCCCGCCUUGUCAUCUCGUCUAUGGCCGCUGCAACCCAUCCCACUCAUUGCUUUUCCGCUUCCCUUCGCUUCCUGCUCCGCUUGGCUCCGCCUGCCUGGCCUUCCGGUACGCCGCAGAGGGAGGAAGGCUGCAGAGCAGUGCUUCCGCAGACGAUCCUGGCCUUCUAAGGAGGCCCCUUGGCUUUUCCCCCUCGAAGGAAGACCAAAAGGAGGAGCCUUUCUCCUCCGCUGACCGGAGGCGGCCGGGAAGAAACCAGCAGCAGAAGGACGAGGAGUGGUUGGAUUGGGAGGACGUGAUUUUGGAGGACACCGUUCCCCUCGUUAGCUUCGUCAGGAUGAUCCUGCACUCUGGAAAGUAUAAAAGUGGAGACAAACUGAGCCCUGAGCAUGAAAAGACAAUAUUAGAAAGAUUGCUUCCAUAUCAUCCACAAUCUCAAAAGAAGAUAGGUUGUGGAAUUGAUUACAUCACGAUAGGGUAUCAUCCACAAUUUGAAAACUCCCGCUGUUUGUUCAUUGCUCGAACGGACGGGGAGUUAGAAGAUUUCUCAUAUUGGAAGUGCAUAAAAGGUUUCAUUCGGAAGAAUUACCCUCUGUACGCGGAUUCUUUCAUUUUACGCCAUUUGCGAAGGCGCAGGUUCACAGGGAUGGAAUCUUAACUUGGGAAAAUAAAAAAUAAAAAAUAUAUUUAUAAUUUGGUUGAAAUAUUGACUUGCAGAAAAGAAAAUUUGCAGGGACAUAAUUAAUCGAGCUAAUUAAUGGAAUGGUAGGUGGUCUUCUUGUUGACAAUGUCUUGGCUGAGCUCAGAAGCUUUCUGACUUAUGAUUUUGGAGAUGUGAAGUGUAAUAUAUUAUACAUCACUUGCCGGGAAAUGUUAUAAAUAAUUAGAUAAAUAAAUAAUUAAAAGAAGUUUAGCCCUUGA